AUGCAGUCGCAUCCAUUAGCGCCGAGCCGCCCCUUCAUCGAUCUGUCGUCGCCCGCCCCUGCCCUCCGGUCCUCCGGAUCGUCCCCCCCAGACAGCUCUCCCUCUUCCCUGCGGACCUUCACUCUGCAAGUGGGCCACAUCUAUUCUGCGGGCCAGACAGAGGGCAGCUUCGAGCUUCAGGGGAAGGACACAUCGACGCCUCCAGAGCUGCAGUUCAUCAGGCGGCUCGUACAAGACCGCAAGAACGACAGACUCACUUCUGGCGUCCAGGACAAUCCGCACGCCAAGGAGUUCUUAGAGCGCAUCACUCAAUCCGACGAGGCCUUCCUGGACUUCCUGCAGAACGAUCUGAAGUUCAGCGGCUUUGAUUGCCGAUCGGAUCUCUGGACGGGGGCGAUCGCUGCGGUCUCCUUUCUGUCUUCCAACCAAGCGGAAGGUGAGCCGCACAACAUGCACUUCUUUCGUAUGUCUCCCUGCCGUACGUACGCAGAGUCGACGCCCGACGACAAGAGGGUGGGGAUUAUGGCCAUCAAGACGGCCUUGACCCCGAGGGCGGCGGAGGACCUCAAGAGGGACAGGUGUACCAGUGGUACAUCAUCAACCGGGCCUGCAGGCACAAGUGGCGGAUAGACGCCAUCCAGAGGGCCUGCAAGGAGGCGCGGCCCAACCACUACAAGUUCCCCCACGAGCGGACCGAGGAGGAGAACAAGCCGUGUGGGGCGUGGCUGUAG
Molecule: messenger RNA, 731 nt
Organism: Vitrella brassicaformis
Lineage: Eukaryota; Vitrellaceae
Source: the annotation of a GenBank genome assembly